Messenger RNA from Bubalus bubalis (water buffalo), 1642 nucleotides. RefSeq names its product EDAR associated death domain (gene EDARADD). Gene Ontology annotation, biological process: signal transduction. Lineage: Eukaryota; Metazoa; Chordata; Mammalia; Artiodactyla; Bovidae. The record is from RefSeq and is a predicted model, not a curated record. The transcript is spliced from 7 exons. Gene Ontology annotation, molecular function: protein binding. The coding region runs from base 507 to 1190 and encodes 227 amino acids.
UCCCGAUUCAGGGCAAGAUGAGGAGCCCGUAGGGCGACCCGUGACUGCAGCCAGGUUUUAAGACUAAUUAAUAAUUGCUUCUCCGCCGGUGCCGGGCAGCAGACACGCGAGCUCCGCGGCGGGACCUGCCGGGGGGACCCGGACGCGGGACUGGAAGGGAGCCCGUGGCGGGCGCUGGGAGUCCCGGGCAGCCGGGGACUCCUCCCCACGCCCCGGCCUGUGGGACCCGGGUUCCCGCCGCGCCUCCGGAGAAUUGAGGGGGGGGUCGGGACGCGCGGGCAGGGGCUUUGCUAAUUGCCAAGCAGGAAGUGAGCGCGGGGAAGAGCUGCGGAGAGAGGGAGGAGGAGACGGAGGAGGCGCUGGAGGAGGAGGGGCGCGCGGAGCCACUGAGAUUUGCUCCCCGCGCGUCGGAAUUGCAGGGCUCCCUGGCUCAGCACCCGGCUCUCCUCCCCAGUCCCGGAGGCCGCUCAGGCCCCUCGGGCGCCCGUCGGCCCCACCCCGCCCCCAUGGCUUCUCCGGACGACCCUCUGCGCGCAGAUCAUUUGGCAAAGGAACCAGUGGAAGACACAGACCCUAGCACGAUAUCCCUUAAUACGUCAGACAAGUAUCCCAUUCAAGACACAGGACUCCCUAAAGAAGAGGAGUGCGAUCCAAUUACUUUGAACUGCCCAGCAAAUUCUGAUGUGCAGCACCAGAAUCUUGCUGAAGUGGUCUGGAAUGGGCUCCAACCUCUGAUAUUUCUCAGUGUUCCAGGACUUUGUGGAGAAGAAAAUGGCUUUCGAGACAGUACUGGAGACCCCCUUUCAGAUGUGAGCAAAGACGCAUCCUGCACGGAGACCUGUUCCUGUCCCUCCUGUUCGCUCGGAGUCCCCACCAUCAGCGACUUGCUCAAUGACCAGGACUUACUAGAUGUGAUCAGGAUAAAGCUGGAUCCCUGUCACCCAACAGUCAAAAACUGGAGGAAUUUUGCAAGCAAGUGGGGCAUGCCCUACGACGAGCUGUGCUUCCUGGAGCAGCGACCGCAGAGCCCCACCCUGGAGUUCUUGCUCCGGAACAGUCAGAGGACGGUGGGCCAGCUGAUGGAGCUCUGCCGGCUGUACCACCGCGCCGAUGUGGAGAAGGUGCUGCGCAGGUGGGUGGACGAGGAGUGGCCCAAGCGGGGGCGUGGAGAGCACCCCAGGAACUUCUAGACCUCCGCUUCUUCUCAUUGGCCUCUCGGACAUUGAAACAAGCACAAGUUAAGGAGCAAUGUGAAUCUGUUCUUUUUUUUCUCUUUCCCCACAUUGUGCUGCACGCAGGAUGUUAGUUCCCUAACCAGGGAUUGAACCCAUGGCGCCUGCACUGGGAACGUGGAGUCUUAACCGCUGGACCGCUGGGGAAGUCCUGACUCUAUUCUUUUUCAGGUUUAGGAGAAGGGCCCAGAAUCAUGGACAUUGGUUUUCCGCAGAGCUGGCAGUUUUGUGGAGGGGUUGGGUAUGUUUUUGGUGGUGGAAUUUCCUUUAGUUUUGCACAUCUGUUUUAAUUUAAUAUUUGAAUCUGGAAUUGGGGAAAAUGCAUUGUAAGCUCCUACAGGGACCAGGGCCAAAUCUAUAAUCAGAAUGGAUUCAUGCCAUGAUGAAAAUAAAAGUUCCCCUCCUUUAAA